Molecule: messenger RNA, 1702 nt
Organism: Ornithorhynchus anatinus (platypus)
Lineage: Eukaryota; Metazoa; Chordata; Mammalia; Monotremata; Ornithorhynchidae
Gene: CMAS
Product: cytidine monophosphate N-acetylneuraminic acid synthetase
Exons: 8
Coding region: 61-1344 (427 amino acids)
Molecular function (GO): N-acylneuraminate cytidylyltransferase activity
Source: RefSeq, a predicted model, not a curated record
CCGGGGGCCGAGCUGUGGGCGGAGGCCCCGGACGCGGGGCUCGGCGGCGUCCGGGGCGGGAUGGACGGGCCGGCCAAGGGGGAGACGUCGUCCCCUCGGGGCCGGCAGCUCCGCGGGCGGCCGCCCAAGCUGCAGCGCCACGGGCGCGGCAAGGCCGGCGAGAAGCCGCCGCACCUGGCCGCCCUGGUGCUCGCCAGGGGCGGCAGCAAGGGCAUCCCCCUGAAGAACAUCAAGCCCCUGGCCGGCGUCCCGCUCAUCGGCUGGGUUCUCAGGGCGGCGCUGGACGCGGGGGUCUUCCAGAGCGUCUGGGUUUCCACCGACCACGACGAGAUCGAGAAGGUGGCCCGGCAGUUCGGCGCCGAAGUCCACCGCCGCAGCUCCGAGGUAGCCAAGGACAGCUCGACCUCCCUCGACGCCAUCGUGGAGUUCCUCAGCUACCACAACGAGGUGGACAUCGUGGGGAACAUCCAGGCCACGUCUCCCUGUCUCCACCCGGCCGACCUGCAGAAAGUGGCCGAGAUGAUCCGGGACGGCGGCUACGACUCCGUCUUCUCCGUCGUGCGGCGCCACCAGUUCCGCUGGAGCGAGAUUAAGAAAGGAGGGAACGAGGCGACGGAGCCGCUGAACCUGAAUCCCGCCAAGAGGCCCCGGCGGCAGGACUGGGACGGCGAACUCUACGAGAACGGAUCCUUCUACUUCGCCAAGAGGCACCUGAUCGACAUGGGCUUCCUGCAGGGUGGGAAGAUGGCCUACUUCGAGAUGCGGGCCGAGCACAGCGUGGAUAUCGACGUCGAUAUCGACUGGCCCAUCGCCGAACAGAGAGUGCUCAGGUACGGCUAUUUUGGCAAGGAGAAGCUGAAGGAGGUCAAACUUCUGGUCUGCAAUAUCGACGGCUGCCUCACCAACGGUCACGUGUACGUGUCGGCCGAUCAGAAGGAAAUCAUCUCCUACGACGUCAGGGAUUCCGUGGGCGUGCGUUUACUGCGGGAGAGCGGGGUGGAGGUGCGCUUUCUGUCAGAGAGGGCCUGUUCCAAGCAGACGCUGUCUUCUCUGAAACUGGACUGCAAGAUGGAGGUCGGCGUCUCGGACAAGCUGGCCGUCGUGGACGAGUGGAGGAAAGAAAUGGGCUUGUGCUGGAAAGAGGUGGCCUACCUAGGGAACGAGGUGUCGGACGAGGAGUGUCUGAAGAAGGCGGGGAUGAGCGGGGUGCCGGCCGACGCCUGCUCCGCCGCCCAGAAGGCCGGGACCUACUUCUGCAAAUCCAACGGGGGCCGGGGAGCCCUCCGGGAAUUCGCCGACCACAUAUUCCUGCUCGGGGAGAAGGUGAAUUCGGGCCGCCGGUGACCGAGAGCGGACGCCGCCCGGCCGGCUCCUCCCCGGCCCCGAUCCGCGUCCUCGUCGCCCGGCCGCCGGGAGACCCGGGUCCCGCGCCGGCCCCCGAGCCUCGGUUUCCACCCCCGGAUGGCGAGCGGAGGGGGACGGCUCCCCGCACCCUUCGGCGGGGCGUCGCGCGGCGUUCGACCGGAUUGGAAUUUCCCCGGCUAUCGGGCGGCCGCGGGAAGCGGCGGGGUCUCGCCCGGCACCGUCCCGGGGGGCGGGCGGGCUUCCGCGGGACCCGGAGCGAGGCCGGGAUUCCGCUCGUCGGGGGGCGGUCCCGGGCUCCGGCUGAAUAAAACGACAUUCCACGGCCGUUUGACCCAAA